CAUGUUGGACAUCCAAGUGUUGGAUGAAGGUAAGGGUAAGCAUUUUGAGCAGGGCAUUGUCCACUUUGGAGAGACGUGCACGUCAGUCGGGAAGCAGAUACGGGUUUGACAUUGAAAUAGGUGAGUGGAUGAGUUGAAAGAGGGGGAAGUGGGUGACCGAGUCGUGACAAGCCUUCAUAUGGUUUCUCCUUCAUGGAAUUUUUGGUCUCCAUGAACUCUACAAUGGCAUUCACGUCGACAGUAGUCGGCCUCACGUUCACUUCCCCGGCUCUGCUCGCUCUUCGUAUCAUUAAAAUUCAGAGGUUCGAGGCAAGAACUCGAGAACAGGGUUACGGAAAGGUGAAGGGAAGAGGUACGCUCCGCAGAAGAGAAGAGAUAUCAAAGAGAGAUGGAGAAGGGGUGGGUUGUGGCGGUGAUUGCAGCUGCAGCAGCCUUGUUGAUGUUGGGCGGGGUGGAAGCCCGGCGUGGUCAUGACGACGUGAAGGUCGUACACUACGAUGGCAAGGUGCUGUGCCAGGACUGCUCCAAGGGAUGGAACGAGUGGACGAAGGGUAAACCCGUCAAAGGUGCGAAGGUCGCGGUGACAUGCCUGGACUCGCGCCGGCGAGCGGUGUGCCACACGAGCGACACCACCGACGACAAGGGCGAGUUCGAUCUAGUGGUGAGCAAGUUCGUGUACGGGAAGGCGGUCCGGCCGGAGGACUGCACCGUGAGGCUGGUGUCGUCGCCCGAUCCCACCUGCAACGUCAUGACCGACUUCGGCGGCGGCAAGUGCGGGGUGAGGCCCCACCACCCCUCCGUCGUGCACCGCGGCAUGCUCAAGUACACCGUGGGGCCUUUCUACUUCACGUCGCCGUCGUGCGAUGAGCCGGAGACUUCGCCGCACGAGGACGAUGAAGACUGAGAGAUGAUAUACCACGACGAUGUCUUCGCUUUGGUCCGAGUCGAUGCCCCGUCCGUGCGAUCGUCUUAAUAAGAAAGAAGCUGGUUUUAUUUGUGUUAGGAUCGUUAAGUUGCUUGCGACGUGUGCUUUUGUGAUAUCAGCAAUAUCCAAAAUGUUCGAUUAAGAAUAA
This is a messenger RNA of Musa acuminata AAA Group (dessert banana), 1073 nucleotides long. Its product is annotated as pistil-specific extensin-like protein. The transcript is spliced from 2 exons. Lineage: Eukaryota; Viridiplantae; Streptophyta; Magnoliopsida; Zingiberales; Musaceae. The record is from RefSeq and is a predicted model, not a curated record. Bases 389 to 904 code for a protein of 171 amino acids.